Messenger RNA from Heteronotia binoei (common prickly gecko), 301 nucleotides. RefSeq names its product small nuclear ribonucleoprotein F-like. The transcript has a single exon. The record is from RefSeq and is a predicted model, not a curated record. NCBI's taxonomy places the organism in Eukaryota, Metazoa, Chordata, Lepidosauria, Squamata, Gekkonidae. Bases 1 to 261 code for a protein of 86 amino acids. Gene Ontology annotation, molecular function: RNA binding. Gene Ontology annotation, biological process: spliceosomal snRNP assembly; mRNA splicing, via spliceosome. Gene Ontology annotation, cellular component: catalytic step 2 spliceosome; U1 snRNP.
AUGAUUUUCCUUCUCAGCCCAGAGUCCUUCCUCAAUAGACUGACUGGGAAGCCUGUGAUGGUGAAGCUGAAGUCAGGGGUGGUGGUGGAAUACAAGGGCUACCUUGUGUCUGUUGAUGGCUACAUGAACGCGCAGCUUGCAGAAGAAUAUAUUGAUGGUCCGUUAUCUGGACCCCUUGGUGAUGUUCUGAUAAGGGGUAAUAAUGUCCUUUAUAUAAGAGGUGUGGAGGAGGAAGAGGAAGACAUAGAAAUAAGAGAAUAAACUAAUUUUUUUAAAACAUUUUUAAAGGUGCUCAGUCUUU